UCAUAAGAUCGAUCAAUUGAAAGUAAUUUUCUUCUUUAACUUUUCCUUCUUCUUAAACCAAGUUUUCUUCUGGUUUCGCAUGUAUCAGAGUAAAAUCUAGAAAAUAAGGGCUAUGUUGAUAUAAAGUAGGUUGUGUCGUUGAGUUCAGGGUGCACGGUCGGCUCGCGUGGCGCGGUGACGUGUUCGCCGCCAUUUUAAAUAGGGCGAGCGCGCGCGCAGACCAUCAGUCGCCUGGUAGGACGCGAGAGCGCAACUUGGUCAUACGAGUUCGCGAGCUUUACGUUAUCGUCAGUCGAGUUUCAGUCGCCGUCGCCGACGCUCAUACGUUUAGUGACCCUGAAAAUAAGUUUGUUACUCAGUUUAAACAUGAUCGACGUUAUUCAAAAACCGAGAGAUGGCUGCCUGUACGAAAUCAGACAGAAAGGACAUAAAGAUACCUGUUACGUGGUCGUGCCUAAUACAAAAGAUCUGGUUAAGAGCCACUUGAUGUUCGCGGUGCGCGAAGAAGUCGAAGUACUAAAAGAGCGCAUCGCCGAACUCAUGGAGAGGAUCAACCAGCUCGAGGUGGAGAACACAUACCUGCGCGCGCACGCGAGCCAGGACACGCUGGCGCAGCUGCCGGCCGCGGCGGGCACGAAGCCGCCGGCGGCGCCGCAGGGCCCCCAGCCGCCGGUGUCGUAGGGCGGCGGCGCGGCGCCGCUGAACACGCCCGCCGGCCCCCGCCGGCCUCGGAGGUCCCCGGCCUCCCCUCGGCGCGCGACCCCGCCGCCCGCCCGCUCGGAGUCACUAUGGCUGUGCUAUGUUAAUUCGUAGGUUAACAAGGAACGAGUGUAAGUACACCGGUCGAGCGCCGAGGGACGCUGCGCGCGCGCACCGCGCCGGCGCGUCUGCUGUCCUCGUAUAAAUCACACAAGUGUCUAGUUAGAGCUGUCCGAGCCGCGCACCGCACCACCAGACAUUAUGCUUCGGAUUCAUACAUAUUAUAUAUUUUUCUGUUAAUAAUGUAAGGGUGCAGAAUUUCGUGCUAACUGCCAUGCUUUUGCUACGCAUCUCAGCAACGAGUCUUAGUGUUUUGAUGUACGUCGUGUAUAUUUUUUAUUUGGUUUGACGUUUAGAUAUCGCUAUCCACGUAAUGUAUUCCAUUUAAGAUAACUAUAAGACGUGUGUUAAUAUAGUAAAAUGUAAUGAAAUAAUUGAAUAUUCCUAUGCAUUGAACAAGGACUGUGUGUUAAUUUAUUAUCUAUCUAUUUUUUUAAUUGUAAUUUAAGUUAUUUAUCACUAUUCUCUGUAUGUAUACUGCGUUGCAUUAAAUUGCAAGUGUUCCUGUAGGGCCGAUAAUAAUGAUCUGUCGAUAGUAAGGUAACUGAAUGCAUCGUGUGCAGUUUUCAUUUAGUUGGUACUCUUAAAAUAAUUACAUAUUUACGAUAAAAUAUAAAUGUUGGAAUGUAUGUUAUCCGCAGUCGUCAUGUAUAAUGUUAUACCGAGCAGUCGUUUAGAAUUAGAAUCGUUGCGAGAAUGUGACCUCGUGCGAUGCUGGCUUUAGUGGAUUUUGCACGCUGAAACCGAAAAAAAAAUACUAUUUUUAUUCCAACCCUAUGAUAAUGGAGUUAUAUAGUAAUUUAACAUUGUAUUUUUUUAAUAAUUAAAUUGUUUGUAUAUAGUACAAGUUGUAAUAGAAUUGUGAGUCGGAACGAUGUAUAUAACGAAAGAAUGUGAUUAUAGGAACCGAUUCCGUAGUCUGCCUUCAAAGGAUGGUAUCAGAUGUUAUCGCGAGAGGUAUAUCUAAAACGUUAUAAUUUAAAAUAUUCGCUGUAUUUAAAUAGCUUGGUUGUUUAACAUUAAACAAGCGAACAAAGUGGCUGGUGACUGAUUGUAUGGAUUGUAACUAGUGGGAUGUGACGUGAUAGUCAGGCUCUAUGUUUGUUUCAAAGCCAAAGGUAGGAAGGCGUGUCCCAGCGACUGAAGUGUGACUAUUUUACCUAUAGAGUAGUAUUUUGUACAACGCUACUACAUAUGUAUGUGUAUAGACGAUUUUUGUUAGGUCUUCAUAAUUAUUGUGAAUAUACAGUAAUUUACUCCUAGACGCAUUACUCUAGACCUAGAUAUGAUAAUAUGAACUAUAUUAUAUACCGAAAUUUGUAAAUAUACUGUAAACAAAAGUCCAUUGUAGCUUAUGUUGACCAGAAAGGUUCCUCAUACCCAAUAAAUGCAAAACUACUCAAA
Trichoplusia ni (cabbage looper) is the source of this 2223-nucleotide messenger RNA. RefSeq names its product protein bunched, class 1/class 3/D/E isoforms-like. The transcript has 2 exons. The record is from RefSeq and is a predicted model, not a curated record. Gene Ontology annotation, biological process: regulation of transcription by RNA polymerase II. The coding region runs from base 367 to 681 and encodes 104 amino acids. Lineage: Eukaryota; Metazoa; Arthropoda; Insecta; Lepidoptera; Noctuidae.